Molecule: messenger RNA, 832 nt
Organism: Penaeus vannamei (Pacific white shrimp)
Lineage: Eukaryota; Metazoa; Arthropoda; Malacostraca; Decapoda; Penaeidae
Source: RefSeq, a predicted model, not a curated record
AUGAAUGAUCAGCUGAUUAGGAAUGGCAGAGAAAUGAUCAUGAAAUUGGCCCUUAUCACAAGGGUCCCUCCUCUUCCCUCGCCUUUGACGAAAUUGGCGGGAAACUUUCUGUUUUUGUCGCGAAGAUGGUGCAACAGUCGAUUUUGUCAUUCUUCUGCACCAAAGGCCAAGAAACCAGCUGCAGAAGCCGACAAAAAAUCCAAAGAUGAUAAAAAGAAAGAAUCGUCAGAGGUGGAAGACUCACCAGUCAAACGCACACCUCGACGCAAGACAGCUGUAAUUGAAAGUGACAGUGAGGAUGAAGAUGUCCCAUCUACAAGUAGCCCAUCCAGCAAGUCAGAUGAAGAGAAAGAGAACAAAUCAAAGGAAACCCCAAAGAAAACCAGUGAAAAUUGUGAUGAAGAUGAUAGUGACGAGAAAGCUGAGAAAGACUCCUCUUCAAAAGCCAAGAAGACGCCAAAGGAGAAGAAGGACAACAGAAAGGCCAAGGGAAAGAAAAGCACCCCUGCCAAAGAGAACAAGACCCCAGUGAAAGAGGAGAAAGAAGACGCAGAGAAAAUGGAGGUAGAAAAUGACGAAAAGGAGACGUCUGAAGCAUCCAGCUUCAAAACCCCAAAGAAAUCAGACAAACCAAAAACAAGAGCCUCGCCUGGAUUUACUCCUGAUACAGUUCCCCUCUUCGUAAAACUGCAAGGAAACAGAUGAAGCGAAAAAGUGAUAGUAUGGAAGAAAAGCAGAAAGAGAUAGUCAAGAAAAUCAAGGUAGAAGAAAAAGAAAAGGAAGAGGCAGAGGCUAUGCAGGAGGAAGAGGAAGAUGAGGAGUCUGAGAAGGA